Messenger RNA from Harpia harpyja (harpy eagle), 2439 nucleotides. RefSeq names its product reticulon 4 receptor (gene RTN4R). Gene Ontology annotation, molecular function: protein binding. NCBI's taxonomy places the organism in Eukaryota, Metazoa, Chordata, Aves, Accipitriformes, Accipitridae. Gene Ontology annotation, cellular component: plasma membrane. The record is from RefSeq and is a predicted model, not a curated record.
CGCUUUCCUGCUCGACGAGUGGCUUUAUGUCUGAAUAAUGGGCCCUUUUUCUCCCAGGUUGGAAGGGAGCACCAAGGGAGCAGCACAGCCAAAGAGAGACGUUUAUAUGAGUGGCACAAUAAAUGAAUCUGAGCUGCCUCCUGGGAACCAGCCCAGAAGAGACUGACUUUACUUGGCCAUGGCUUUCCAGUGGGAAAUGCUCUUCUUUCGCUGUAUUUAUUUUUGGCUUUCCUAGUGUUUUGCUAGGCUUACAAUUAAUCCUAAGCUUCUGGGUGGCCAGCUGGGCUGCGAGGACAAAGUCUUCUUCAAAGCAGUUUGCUUGGUCAUUUCCUGAGGACCUUGGAUGUACGAGGAGCUUGGGAGAGCUUGACCUGGGUCCACCUGGGGCAUGCGCGCACCCCGCUUUUGGUGGAGAAGGAGGAAGCAAACUGCUGAUUUUGGUGCUUUGCUUGAACAUCCAGUCAGAAGUGGAGUCUUGCCCGGGGGCGUGUGUAUGCUACAGUGAACCGAAGAUUACAAUAAGUUGUCAGCAGCAAGGACUGACAGCAAUCCCCACUGAGAUACCCAUCCAGAGCCAGCGCAUCUUCUUGCACAACAACAAGAUAACCCUUGUGAGGUCUACCAGCUUCACCUCCUGCCGCAACAUGUGGAUCCACUCCAACAACAUCAGCCUCAUUGAGCCUGGAGCCUUCUAUGGGCUCAACAAACUGGAGGAGUUGGAUCUCAGCGACAACACGAACCUGAAAUCUAUCAACCCUGUCACUUUCCGGGGUCUCGUUCACCUCCACACCUUACACCUGGAUCGCUGUGGGCUCCUGGAGCUCUCCACAGGGCUUUUUCGAGGGUUGUUCUCCUUGCAAUAUCUCUACCUUCAGGAUAAUAAUCUACAGAACCUGCUGGAUGACACCUUCAUAGAUCUCGCAAACCUCACCUACCUGUUUUUGCACGGUAACAAAAUCAAGAGCUUGUCAGAGAACGUCUUUCGCGGGCUAAUCAACCUCGACCGGCUGCUUCUGCACCAGAACAGAGUCAGCCUGGUUCACCGCCGGUCUUUUCAUGACCUUGGGAAAGUGAUGACCUUGUAUCUGUUUAACAACAACCUGACCGUUCUCACGGGGGAAACUAUGGCUCCCCUGGUGUCCCUCCAGUACCUGCGCUUGAAUGGCAACCAGUGGAUCUGUGACUGCCAGGCUAGGUCUCUCUGGAAUUGGUUUAAGCAGUUUAAAGGAUCGUCUUCGGAGCUGGAGUGCCACCUUCCCCCCCGCUUGGCAGGGAGAGACCUCAAAAGGCUGCAGAGCGCCGACUUGGAAGGAUGCGUCGACUCCUUCAACCAGAUACGAACAAGCGUUUUUAGCACUAAGACCAGAUCUGGUAAACUGCCAACCGGGGUCCCUCCUCUCGGUUCCCACGACGGCUCCCCGAAGUGCUGCCAGCCAGAAACAGAUAAGUCUUUUAUUUAUGAAGCUAAAGGCAAGGCAGGUCCUUCUUCCCACAGCAGCCGGCCAUCCUCCAACAACCCUCUCAAGGACAAGGAGAACAUGUCCAAAACCAAGUACGUUGAGACGGACCCUUCCAAAAAUGGCAGCAACAAGCAAAUAAACGAUUCCCCCUUUGGGACCUUCCCCAGCAUUGUAGACCCUCCAUUGACCAAGUUGAAACCAGAAUUUCUAGAGCCUAUUGAACCUUCCACAGUCCCAACCAAAAAGAGGCAGGGCUGCUCUAAAAAGAACAAAUCAAAGGCCCAGUGCCGCCUCACCCAGCAAGGAAACAGCUCCACGUUACAGCUCAGCCUAAGCCUUUUGAUCCCCCCCUUGGUGUGGAGCUUACUGUUAUUCUGCUAAAAUUAACUCUUUUCCUGGGUUGAUGACACUUUAAUACUAGACUUUUGCUGACCUCCAUAAAUGUUGCAAACAAAAGCAAAACUACCAUCCACCCUGAGAAAGCUUUGUUACACAAAAGUUAACUGGAUGCCUUUAUAAAAAACAAAAAACACAAAAGACAAACACCAAGAUGUACAUAAUUUAUUUGUCCUGAAACCUGUGAAUUAUACCUUUGGUCUUCGGAACUGCACUUGCCCACAAAGCAGCUUUUGCUACAGCAGAUGGUAAAGAAAUACGGUUUAUUUACAGGAAAAAAAAAAAAAAGUGUAAGAAAUGCUCUGAAAAGAAUGUCUAAAAUCUGUUUGUAACUUGACAUCACACUGAACAGUAUUGCAGGUUCCCAUUUGCAGAGGUAAUGAAUUUGAUGCUGUUUUAAUCCUAUGUUUAUGAAUAUUGCAGUUUUUCCGUAUUCAUUCCAUCACACCAUGUUUACGGGCAGCAUUUGUUAAAGAAUGCUACCUUUUCCUUCACAAGAUUGCAGUAUAUAUAGAUAUGCAUUUUAUUUUACUUGUGUACAAGUAUACAAAAAAAAUAUAAAAUAAAGAUUUCUUUUGCUAAA